CUAAGCCCCCUGAGAGCAACGUCACUUCUCUUGGCAUAUCAACCGCUGUCCGCUCUGUGCGCCCAGCACUGCACUACAGAGGACGUCAGGAUCGCAUCCAUCCAUCCUCAACGCGACAUGCUUUGCGAACUGACUCUAACAACAAUCCUCACCGAAUCCGUGCGUUUCGGCGAGGAGGCAUUUACAUGUUCAGGCAUACAAGCGGGCUAAAGAGCUUCUCGGCGAAGUAAGAAGGUCAUUCAAAGUGGAGAGAGUGCUCCCGUAUGGUCUGGUCCGUUGUAAAGGAAACAUCGCUGAGAGGCAACAUCUGUAACUUCUGGAUUUACUUGUAAAGGCGUGUUCAUACUGGAAAUCGUGAGAUGUUCUGUGACUAAAUAAACAUGCCUGUAAGAAGAGGUCACGUUGCGCCACAAAACACAUUUCUUGGAAUAAUUAUUCGGAAAUUCGAGGGUCAGAACCGGAAAUUUGUGAUAGCCAAUGCCAGGGUGGAGAACUGUGCAAUCAUAUACUGCAAUGAUGGCUUCUGUGAGAUGACAGGCUUCUCCAGACCAGACAUCAUGCAGAAGCCAUGCACCUGUGACUUCCUCCACGGUGACCUGACAGACAAAGAAGCCAUCAACCAGGUGUCCCAGGCUGUGCUAGGGUCCGAGGAGCGCAAGGUGGAGAUCACCUACUACCGUAAGGAUGGGACUGACUUUCAGUGCAACACUCACAUAAUCCCAGUGAAGAAUGAGGAGGGCGUGGUGAUCAUGUUUAUCUUAAAUUUUGACUAUAUCCUGGAUGAGGGAAGUGACACCUCCACAGAGAAGAUAAGCCCCACAUCCCCUACAAAGUUGGAUCAAAGGAGGAGUAGAUUCGUCCGCUUCCGCCAGGCUGCUUUUAGCCUAAUGAACAUCAACAAGCAAUCUCUUCUGCAAGAGGACCCAGAUGCUGUGAUGGUGGACUUGCCCAAAGAGAAUGAGGUUUCAGUGGCCCUGCAGAACUUCCCCUCACCCACAAAGACCACUGGCAGUCACAUUGAGGCAAAUGACACACAUCCCCCCAUAGGCUCAAGACACCAUUCUUCCAAGGCCAGCAUUGGUCCUGAACCAAUUGACCAUUCAUCCCCAAAGCUCCCCUGGGAGAAGUUGUACCAGGGAGAACCGCCCCAGUCCUCUACCUCCCUGUCAAACACCUUCCCUAGAGGCAGCAUCAACAGCAUGAGGCGAGCCUCAUCCGUCCAUGAAAUUGAGGGCUAUAGCUCCAAUUCUAAAAGCGUAUUCAAGGAUCGCCAAACAAGUGAAGGUCCUUUUAAUCACUUGAAGUCCAGCCUGCUUGGCUCUACCUCUGAUUCUAAUAUCAACAAGUAUAGCACUAUCAAUAAGAUCCCUCUGAUCGCACUCAACUUCUCUGAGGUGACUGAUAAGAAGACUCACUCUCCACCAACGUCUGAGAAAACAAUCAUAGCACCAAAGGUCAAAGACAGAACUCACAAUGUCACAGAGAAAGUCACACAGGUCCUGUCACUUGGAGCUGAUGUGUUGCCAGAGUACAAAUUCCAGACAGCCCGCAUUGACAAGUUCACCAUCCUCCACUACAGCCCUUUCAAAGCUGUGUGGGACUGGCUGAUCCUGCUUCUGGUCAUAUACACAGCAAUCCUGACACCCUACUCUGCUGCUUUUCUUCUCAACGACCAAGAGGAGCAGAAGAGGCGCGAAUGCGGAUAUUCUUGCAGUCCUCUUAAUGUCAUCGACUUAAUCGUGGACAUCAUGUUCAUCAUUGACAUCCUCAUAAACUUCAGGACCACUUAUGUAAACCAGAAUGAGGAGGUGGUCAGCCAUCCAACUAAGAUAGCAAUCCAUUACUUUAAAGGCUGGUUCCUUAUAGACAUGGUAGCAGCAAUCCCCUUUGACCUUCUUAUCUUUGGCUCAGGAUCAGACGAGACUACCACUCUGAUUGGCCUGUUGAAGACAGCUAGGCUCUUGCGACUGGUGCGUGUAGCCAGGAAACUGGACCGCUACUCUGAGUAUGGAGCUGCAGUUCUGAUGUUGCUCAUGUGCAUCUUCGCCCUGAUUGCCCACUGGUUGGCAUGUAUAUGGUACGCCAUUGGCAAUGUGGAGAAGCCCUUCUUGGAGCACAAGAUUGGCUGGCUAGAUAAUCUGGGCGUGUCCAUAGGGAAAAGAUACAACUACAGCGAUCCGAGCUCUGGUCCCUCUAUCAAGGACAAGUAUGUCACAGCACUGUACUUCACCUUCAGCAGUCUGACUAGUGUGGGCUUUGGAAACGUUUCCCCAAACACCAACUCAGAGAAGAUCUUUUCCAUCUGCGUCAUGUUGAUUGGCUCUCUUAUGUAUGCCAGUAUUUUUGGGAAUGUCUCUGCCAUCAUCCAAAGGCUGUACUCGGGUACGGCCCGCUAUCAUGCUCAGAUGUUGCGAGUCAAGGAGUUCAUCCGCUUUCACCAAAUUCCCAACCCGCUGAGGCAAAGGCUGGAGGAGUACUUCCAACACUCGUGGACCUACACUAAUGGCAUUGAUAUGAACACGAGCAGGAGGUGUUAAAAGGUUUUCCUGAGUGCCUGCAGGCAGAUAUCUGUCUUCAUCUCAACAAGAAUCUUCUUCAAAACUGC
Molecule: messenger RNA, 2605 nt
Organism: Monopterus albus (swamp eel)
Lineage: Eukaryota; Metazoa; Chordata; Actinopteri; Synbranchiformes; Synbranchidae
Gene: kcnh7b
Product: potassium voltage-gated channel subfamily H member 7
Exons: 10
Coding region: 381-2537 (718 amino acids)
Biological process (GO): regulation of membrane potential; potassium ion transmembrane transport
Cellular component (GO): plasma membrane
Molecular function (GO): inward rectifier potassium channel activity
Source: RefSeq, a predicted model, not a curated record